UUACCAACCUCAAACUUUGUUGUUGAAAUUUUUAAAGAGACACACAUUUGUGUUGUGCUUUUGUGUAGUUUGAGGAGCUCCAGCAGUAAACUGGCUCAGCUGACCCUGGAACAGAUGCUGGAACAUCUGGACAGUUUGAGACACAAUCUCAGCAACACCAAGAACAACUUCUUUUCCCAGACGCCAAUAUUACAGGCCCUACAGCAUGUUCAGGCCAGCUGCGAUGAGGCCCACAAAAUGAGAUUCAGUGAUCUUUUCUCAUUAGCUGAGGAGUAUGAGGAUUCCUCCAAACAACAUAAACCUCGACGCAGAGCCCCAGCGUCUUCUCCACGAUCCCGCAAGGGUGCGGCUCCUCAAACCUGCAAUGAUGAGGAGAGCGCGUCCAGCAGCGCUUCGGAGGAAGAGGAUUCCAAACCCAAAGCUCCCAAGAGAAAACGGAAAGGAGUAGGAUCUGACAGCGACUGAGAGGACAAACCCUCGUCUCCACGCCAACCACACCCAGCAUAACCACGCCCCCUCUGCGACUGUGACGUCACUGGAGACUACCUGCCAAUCAUCUGCUCCAGUCACUCAGGGGCAGCCUGCCCAAACACACUCCUCCUGCAGGGGCACAACUCUUUCUCUGGACUCAAAUGCAGUGGAGCCUGGGAGACAAGCCUCUACAAUCUCUAACCACUGGACUCCUUGGCUAUUUCAAGCCUGAAAGUUUGGUUAAGUGUGAGGACGGGCGCAGUGGGGGCGGCUAAGCCUGGAGAACCUACAUCCAGACUGGCAUAGACUGACAGACAUACAAA
Sinocyclocheilus grahami is the source of this 794-nucleotide messenger RNA. RefSeq names its product integrator complex subunit 3-like. Lineage: Eukaryota; Metazoa; Chordata; Actinopteri; Cypriniformes; Cyprinidae. The record is from RefSeq and is a predicted model, not a curated record. The annotation marks the transcript as partial. The transcript has 4 exons.